AUGCCCACUGUGGAUGACAUUCUGGAGCAGGUUGGGGAGUUCGGCUGGUUCCAGAAGCAAGUCUUCCUGACCCUAUGCCUGCUGUCAGCUGCCUUUGCCCCCCUCUACGUGGGCAUUGUCUUCCUGGCCUUCACCCCGGAUCACCGCUGCCUGAGCCCCGGGGUGGCCGAGCUGAGCCGGAGAUGCGGCUGGAGCCUGGCAGAGGAGCUGAACUACACAGCGCCGGGCCCGGGAGCCGCGGGCGAGGCGUCCCCUCACCAGUGCCGCCGCUACGAGGUGGACUGGAACCAGAGUGCCCUCAGCUGCGCGGACCCCCUGGCCGGCCUGGCGGCCAACAGGAGCCACCUGCCACUGGGCCCCUGUCGGCACGGCUGGGUGUACGAAACGCCCGGCUCGUCCAUCGUGACCGAGUUCAACCUGGUGUGUGAUGACUCUUGGAAGGUGGACCUCUUUCAGUCCUGCGUGAACGUGGGCUUCUUCCUGGGCUCUCUGGGUGUCGGCUACAUUGCAGACAGGUGUGUGCCCGAGUCUCCCCGCUGGCUGCUGUCGCAGAAGAGAAACGCGCAAGUGAUGAAGAUAAUGGGCCACAUCGCCCGCAAGAAUGGGAAGCUGCCACUUGUUGAUCUGAAGAUGCUCUCGCUCGAAGAGGACGUCACCGAGAAGCUGAGCCCCUCCUUUGCAGACCUGUUCCGCACGCCACAGCUGAGGAAACACACCUUUAUUCUGAUGUACCUGUGGUUCACCAGCUCUGUGCUCUACCAGGGCCUCAUCAUGCACGUGGGCGCCACGGGUGCGAACCUCUACCUGGAUUUCUUGUACUCGGCUCUGGUUGAAUUCCCGGCGGCCUUCAUCAUCCUCGUCACCAUUGACCGCUGCGGCCUCAUCCGCCCGAUGGCCCUGUCAAACCUGGUGGCGGGGGCAGCCUGCUUCGCCAUGGUUUUUAUCUCACACGAUCUGCACUGGCUAAACAUCACAGUAGCUUGCAUCGGCCGAAUGGGAAUCACCAUCGUGUUCCAAACCGUGUGCCUGGUGAACGCCGAGCUGUAUCCCACGUUCGUCAGGAACCUUGGAGUGAUGGUGUGCUCCUCCCUGUGUGAUCUGGGCGGGAUCAUCACCCCCUUCCUGGUCUUCAGGCUGAUGGAGGUUUGGCGAGGCUCGCCCCUCAUUUUGAUAGCAAAGCCCAAAGAAAACACGAUUUACCUUCAGAUCCAAACAACAGAACGUGCAGGCACGUGA
Molecule: messenger RNA, 1236 nt
Organism: Puma concolor (puma)
Lineage: Eukaryota; Metazoa; Chordata; Mammalia; Carnivora; Felidae
Source: RefSeq, a predicted model, not a curated record